AGCAAGACAGGGGAACUGGGGUUUGUGAGCACUGUGGCUUCUGUUUCCUGUUUCAGCAAGGUUGCUGUGCAAAAUAAAGGCCGCACCAAGAAGGGAAACACUGAGGGGCCCACACCUCGGCCUGAGAACCCGCACUUUGCCCGGCUGCUGUAGUGCUCCUCCGAGACCAGAGCUGCAACCUGCCGCUGCUCGACUGAAGCGCUCUGUAGUCCAGCCUGGGACCUGGAGGGUUUCUCUAUGAAACUCAGCCUGCCCUUGAAUUCACUGUGUACUCCAGGCUGGUCACCUCUUGCCUCGGGCUCCUGAGUACUGCUAUUAUAGAUUCAGGCAGCUGUUCAAGGAGCUGGAAGCCAAGCGCAACAGGUGCUCGGGAGGGCAUCAUGAUCGGGCUGGACCCCAGGCGUGCCCUUGGCGCAACUGGGUGGGCUGAGAGCUACGAGGCCAAGUGUGAGCGGAGGCAGGAGACCCGGGAGAGCCGCCGCUGGCGUCCCAACGUGACCACUUGCCGCCAGGUGGGGAAGGCCCUGAGGACCCAGCAGAGAGAGCAGCUGCGCAGAGCUCGGCAACUGCAGUUCUUCAGGAGGAGGAACCUGGAGGUAGAGGAGAAAAGCCAGGCCCAGUGUCUCCAGGCCAAGAAGCAAGGCCACUCCAGGAGGGCAGGACAGACAGCUGUCUUCAAGGAGUCUUUGUCUUGUUCCAAGAGGAUCACUGCCCCUGAACAGCAGGUGACGGGGACCAGCUCCAAGGUCUUUCCAGUCCAGUGCCAUCCUCCCUCAAGUGUCCACAGGGAUCUGGCUGAGCACUAUUCAUCAAAAGCAGGGGCCCUUCUACCACGAGACUCUCCCAUCAAGAAGCCGCCCAAACGCCACUGUGGCACUCAGACAAAAGCAGAAGACACACAGCCAACAAUUAAGAAUGACGCCAGUCAACAAACCAAUUGUGGAGUUGCAGUUCUGGAUAAGGAAAUCAUUCAGCUUUCUGAGUACCUCAAAGAAGCCCUACAAAGGGAGCUGGUCCUAAAACAGAAAAUGCUGAUUCUCCAAGACCUAUUGUCUACCCUGAUUCGGGCCUCCGACAGCUCUUGGAAGGGCCAGCUGAAUGAAGACAAACUGAAGGGCAAACUGAGGUCCCUAGAAAACCAGCUCUAUACCUGUACCCAGAAAUACUCCCCUUGGGGAAUGAAAAAGGUGCUGCUGGAGAUGGAAGACCAGAAAAACAACUAUGAGCAGAAGGCCAAGGAGUCACUGCAGAAAGUGCUUGAGGAGAAAAUGGGCGCAGAGCAACAACUACAGAGCACACAGCGGUCCCUGGCCCUGGCAGAGCAGAAGUGUGAAGAGUGGAGGAGUCAGUAUGAGGCUCUGAAGGAGGACUGGAGGACGCUAGAGGCACAGCACAGAGAGCUAGAGAGCCAACUCCACGUGCUUCAGUCCAAACUACAGGGAGCAGACAGCAGAGAUGCACAAAUGAACCAGGCCCUGAGACUUUUGGAGAAUGAGCACCAAGAGCUGCAGGCCAAAAUUGAAUACCUGCAAAGGGAGCAAGACCUGUGCACCUCUGAUUCCCAGGACCUGCAAGAUCAACUAAAGAGGUCUGAGGAGGAGAAACUCGCCCUAGUGGCCACGGUACAGCAGCUGCAGAGUCUGCUUCAGAAACAAUCCUUACAGCUUCAAGAACAGGAAGAACUCUUAAAGAAAGAUCAGGCCUUCACUGUGUGGACUCCAAAGCCUCCCCAGCAAGUGGAGCUUGAGGGUACUGGGAAGGACAGAGACUGGGAUCUUAGAGACCAGCUGCAAAAGAAGACUUCACAGCUCGAGGCCAAGGAACAGGAGUGCACAGAGCUGCAUUCAGAGUUAGACAACCUCUGCGACGAGUACUUCUCCUGCCUGCAUAAGCUACAGCACUGUCGAGAAGAGCUGAACCAUAGCCUGCAACCACCUCCCAGAAGGCGAUGUGGCCAAUGGUUCCCAAUGCUGAUGGUGGUGAUUGCUACAGCACUGGCUGUAUUCCUGGCCAACAAAGACAGCCUGAUGAUAUGAAAAACUCAUGACAGCUGACUGGAGUAAAAACCAAAAAGCAAACAGUUAAACAAAAAACUCAAGUUUGGGUACUUCAUAGCUUGAGUUCUCCCUCCAACUAAACUACGAUUUCUGACUUAAUUUUUCAAGGUAUUAUAAAUAAAUUUCACAUCAUUGAACUGUA
Molecule: messenger RNA, 2199 nt
Organism: Cavia porcellus (domestic guinea pig)
Lineage: Eukaryota; Metazoa; Chordata; Mammalia; Rodentia; Caviidae
Gene: Traf3ip3
Product: TRAF3 interacting protein 3
Exons: 17
Coding region: 381-2036 (551 amino acids)
Source: RefSeq, a predicted model, not a curated record